Molecule: messenger RNA, 4443 nt
Organism: Anguilla rostrata (American eel)
Lineage: Eukaryota; Metazoa; Chordata; Actinopteri; Anguilliformes; Anguillidae
Product: palmitoyltransferase ZDHHC3-like
Exons: 7
Coding region: 596-1495 (299 amino acids)
Molecular function (GO): palmitoyltransferase activity
Source: RefSeq, a predicted model, not a curated record
CAGUGGUAACUAGCUAAUUGGCUUAGAUUAGUGUUUUAUAACGAUUCAUUAUCGCCACUGCCAAUUAUUUGAGCAGCUUUAAAAAACUUACAAUAACUGGAUAGUCACCAGGUUGUCACAUUAUUCUAGUUAACUACUGAAGUCCAGUUUACGUUUGUAUUAUAUAUUUCACGGUACUACCAAACAGCUGCAAAAACGUGCAGCGUGUUUGACAUCACAAUGCAGGAAGUCUUCGGAAUAGUGUUUGCUGCUCGUUGUAGACUUCCUGGUUCUCCUUGUUUUUUGGUUGGGCGGACCUUUCCAAAUUGUUAGGGCAGGAGGGCGAGGAACAGAAGCACAAGGAAGCGCACGAGUUCGCCAUUAUAGCGAACUACUGUUCCUGAAGACGUACUUACUUUGUAUGACCCCAAUGAACAGACUAAAGUGAAUGGAGUGAUAAAUAACCGAUGAGGCACCAUUUAUGCUAACUGAAGAGCCGCGCGAAUGGUGAAUUUGGGAAACGAAGUGGUGGUCGUGGAUAGACAAGCUAUCGGGAAAUUCUUUGCGUGUGUAGGCGUCCAGGGGAAGAGCAUGCCGAUGGAGAGCCUUUAGUAGGAUGGGGAGCCCAGCGCACCGCUGCAGGGACAUUGAGAGGCAGGCGGGCUACCUGCAGCCCGAGCACUGUGCCCCUCCCCCGCCCCGCACCGCUGACGCCCGCGACAUGUGGUUCAUCCGUGACGCCUGCGGCAUCGUGUGCGGGGUCAUCACCUGGAUGCUGGUCUUCUACGCCGAGUUUGUGGUGGUCUUCGUCAUGCUGCUGCCCUCCAAGAGCCUGGUCUACAGCCUGGUCAACGGGACGCUCUUCAACGGCCUGGCCUUCCUCGCCCUGGCCUCCCACUUCAGGGCCAUGUGCACCGACCCCGGUGCAGUGCCAAAAGGAAACGCAACGAAGGAGUUCAUUGAAAGCCUGCAGUUGAAGCCAGGUCAGGUGGUCUAUAAGUGUCCCAAGUGCUGCAGCAUCAAGCCUGACCGGGCGCAUCACUGCAGCGUCUGCAAACGCUGCAUCCGCAAGAUGGACCACCACUGCCCCUGGGUCAACAACUGUGUAGGAGAGAACAACCAGAAGUACUUUGUGCUAUUCACAAUGUACAUCGCGCUGAUAUCACUGCACUCACUGAUGAUGGUGGUCUUCCACUUCCUCUUCUGCCUGGAAGAAGACUGGACGAAGUGCAGCUCCUUCUCGCCUCCAGCGACUGUCAUCCUGCUCAUCCUGUUGUCUUUUGAGGGACUCCUCUUCCUCAUUUUCACUUCUGUGAUGUUCGGGACCCAAGUCCAUUCCAUCUGUACUGAUGAAACGGGGAUAGAGCAGUUGAAAAAGGAAGAGCGAAGAUGGGCUAAAAAAACUAAGUGGAUGAAUAUGAAGGUAGUGUUCGGGCACCCCUUCUCUAUAGCGUGGCUCAGCCCCUUCUCCGUGCCCGACCACGGGAAGGCCGACCCCUACCAAUACAUUGUCUGAGAUGUGAGGCCGUCGGCGAGGCCCCUCCCUCCUCCAUUGGGCGCAGACUGAUGAUGCGUACUGGCAGCGCCCGCCUCACUGACUUUGACGAGCGAAACUACAACCCAUUUUUCUGAUGCUGCUUCUUUCUGUUUGUUUUGAACAUUUUAAAAUCCAUUUUAGUUUCUUUUUGUUACAUGUAAUCGGUAACGGAGGAAAAAGAAGCGAUUGUGCUGAAUCUGCCUGUUUAGUAUCUUUUUUUUGUUGCUUUUCUUUGCCUGAGGCUGUUAACUGUAAUUGGUGUUUUCCUUCUGUUCACAUCAGUGCCCCCCAAACAGUUCAUUCUUAAAAAGUGCUUAAUCUCCGAUAUAAAUGAAACAAACACAAAUACUCCCCACAGUACUACUACAAAGGGGAUUUCCGUUUGGCUAAGAAGGGAAACAUAGAUCUUAGAUCAGCUGAAGUAGAGGACCCAGAAUGGUUCCUGUACGUGAGUAUUUCCAGUCAGGAGAACGAUGCAUGUGUGGAACUUCAGUUUGCUCUCUGCUUUCUAAAACAGUGAUGCACUUUACAUGAGAUGGGGAAAAAUCCUGCUGUUCUUUAGGAGCAUGGCUUUUCAACCAACACUACUGUGAUUGCAUGAGGAUGUUUUCUGAAAGAGGUUGGCUGAAAACUCCCAACAAGCAUCUAACUUUUAAUCUCUGGACCAAUGAGAACUCUCGCUACAUAGACCUGCUGUCUUUGUGACCUGGCUGAGGUGUCUGUGGGUGGGGUGUGGUUGCCUUCAUAGCUGGUGGUGUAGGCUGUGUAGCUUGUAGAGAUUCCUAAAUGGGGGUAAAUAGUGGUGCUUGGAGGAGUGAUGAUGCCUGAGAACUGUACUAAUAGCCUUACAAUGAUCUGUAGAACACAGGUUAUAUGAAAUACUUUAAGAAGGAACUUGUAGGGUCAUGUUGGCAUAAAGGGUAGUACUAUCUGUAAUCUCUAGUGUUACUGUAAAGGAUAGUGCUGUCUAAAACCUAUUGGGCAGUGCUAGUUUUUGUUCCAACCAGUUACCAUAGUUUUGGUUUUGUGGCAGCUCUAUGAACUGUUUGUUCACUCCUGUACUUGAGCUCAGUAAAAUCUUUCGGAUAAGCUUGCAGUCUGCGGCUGUAGCUGGUGCUUAUACAGAUGUCUAAUUGAGAUUUGAUUGAGCUAAUUAAAUAAUUAAGAGCAGAAGUUGGCACAGAAUGCUGAAAUUGCCCUUGUUGUGCACACCUGCUGUAGGGACAGUGCUGUCUGGAACCUGAAGGUAUCCGUCUUGGUAUGGUGCAUAGUACAAUCUGCUUACUGCUCCUUGUUGAUGUGAAGACCAGUUAACUGCUUCUGGGUCUUUUUCUGGGCUGAAUAUGCUUUCAUGUAGGUAAUGCGAAUAUGCAAUUUUUCCAUCUGGGAAUGGUCUAAGCAAAUUUGUUAGCUGUGUUAAAUCACCCGCAAAAUGAACACUAAGAUGUUGUCAGCUGUUUGUGCUGGUGAAGGAACUGUGCUUGUGUCAUCAAGGCUGCAGGUUUUAUUCCCAGAUUCAGAUUUGUUCAAUUCUCCCAAGCUUGCCCUGUAUUUACCCUUUAUGCUUUAGCAGGGCGAUCAGAUGUAGCCUGUAGGUAAGCUACAUGCGGACUGCAAGCUGAGUUGUCCUGUGCAUCUGCUAUACAGUUUUUGCCAUGGUUCUGCCUCAAAACAGUCAUGCAGACACAAACAUGUUACAUCAUCCUAAAGCUGAUGGAUCCUGCACUUUAUUUGAACUGGGAAGUAUAGGUGAGUUGCUAAUGGGAGGCUUGGACCUUUUCUUGUAGUCUUUUAAAUAAGGACUCUGAAGCUUUGGAAGCCAUGUUGGGAAAGGGCAUCUUCACCUUGGGUGUCCAUCUGUAGCCAGCGGAUGCUAAAUCCAGUCAAGUUACUGUAAAGUGAAAGUGGAUUGGUUCAUAUAUCAUAGUUAACCUCACACUGAUGUUCAGUGCAGAGUCCAAAAAAAUAACUCUUCAGUUCAGUCAGCUAUCUGUCUACCAUCACAGUGUCUUCACACUUUUAGUUUUAGUUAAACUUUGGUGACAAUAUAAUGGACACCCCUUUCCUCCUGGUGUUCAUAAGCCUUAUUUCUGAUAGGAGGGGGACCUUGGGAAACCGUGAACAGAAGGAAAAGUUAUCAUGACUUCCUCAAGACUGGUUGCCAAAUUGUUACUGUUUUUAAAAGGGAGGAUUAAAAAUGAGAUUAUUCCGAUGUCUCUGCAGGUUGACUGGAAUGACCGUUGGUGAAAUAUUCCAGACGACCACCGUUAUAGAUGUUUAAAGUGUUGGAUUGCCUUUUUUUACUGCAUGUACGAUAGACUAUCAUGUAAGCACUUGUUAAUGAAAUGGAUGAGUCAUGUUCCUUCACACUGAUAUUCAAGCAGGUUGGUGGCUGGGGUUUCGGUAAGCUGUGAUGUAACGAUGAGGAACGGUUGCUUUUCAAAGUGCAAUUGGGCCACAGCUGUGACCGUUUGUUUUACGGAGGCUUCAUCAGACCGCCUCACCUAUUUCACGGUGUAACAGAUGUAUCAGCUGUUAGAAUUGAACACCACCUGCAGGUGCAUCUCAUUCACUCCCACCCCCCUCUCUCUCUCUUUGUGUCUUAACCUCGCAAUCACCACAGACUUCAUUAUGCUGUGGCUUUAUUCGUAUUAAUGCUAUUAAAUCUCUGCUUAUGCUCAGACUGCUGGGCCUCAGCCCUCCACAGUAAUACUGGAAGAGCUUUCUGGACUCACUUCUCUCCUAUCUGAAGAGGGGAGAAAAUGGCUUUUUUGCCCACCAGUCCUCUUUAUUCCCUCUCUUCUGCCCUGCUAUCUGUAAAUAAAGUAUUCAUAAGGAACUUAUUUCAAAUGUUUGUCCAAACCUUUGUUAUUUUGGCUACUUUCACUUUGAAAGUAAAUGCAAUAAAAAAUCUUUUUUCCUAUAAA